Molecule: messenger RNA, 1803 nt
Organism: Penaeus monodon (black tiger shrimp)
Lineage: Eukaryota; Metazoa; Arthropoda; Malacostraca; Decapoda; Penaeidae
Exons: 7
Coding region: 100-1803 (567 amino acids)
Biological process (GO): monoatomic ion transport
Cellular component (GO): membrane
Molecular function (GO): extracellular ligand-gated monoatomic ion channel activity; protein binding
Source: RefSeq, a predicted model, not a curated record
GACACAGUACUUCGUGCUGGAAUCCCUCGGCAGUCAUUUGCUGUAGGGGCCCUGGCGAUUCACAACUUGACUUCGAAGGAAAGGACGAUAAAACUCACGAUGAUCUGCACCUUGGUGUUCGUUCUCGUCGCCUCCACCUUCGGGAUGUCGGCUGCUGUCGGCUCGGACGGCGGGUCCGAAGUAGUGGUUGCAAGGAUGGACGGUCUCGGCACCAGCUCGAUCCAGGCAGAGAACCUCCCCGAGAUGGCCCAGAUGAGUGUGUGUUUAAGGGUGAAACUUCUGCAGUGGUCAAUGCCUUCCUUCGUUCUUACUUACGCCAGCAACUCGACACAGGAUCUCGCUCUAGCUUUCCUGAUGCACAAACGCUCCAUCUUCUUCCACUGCUGCAACGGGAGCAUCGAGGUCCUUAUCCCAGCGGAUUUGAACCUCUUCCUGUGGCAUCAUGCCUGCUUCUCGUUCGAUCUGCUCGAAAACACGCUCCUUAUCUUGCUGGACGAUAAGGUUUUCUCGCCCGCACUCCCGAACCGGAACACGCAAAGGCCGGUGACACUGCCAGGCGGAAGGCGUCUUCUCCUUGGGCAGCGGAGCCCAGGACAGGCAAGUACUGCUUGGAACUCCCUCCGCGGCGAAAUGGCAGAGUUUCGUCUCUACAACACCUCUCUCCCUCGAGACAAACUGCAGGAGUAUGUGGCGUGUCACGAGAUGAACACCAGUUCGGAGCCACUUCUUAGCUUUGACGACUUGACAGAUUUCACCAUAAACAGCGAGGGAAUAUUUGGCUCCGUGUCACGAGGAGCCCUUUGCCAGAGAAAACCCUACCAUCUGCAUCUCAUAACCAUAAAGUACAGCUUCGAGGAAUCGCGGAGAGCGUGCGAGAUGUUCGGCGGCCGCCUCGCCACCGCCCCGACCGCCGAGGAAACGGAACUCAUCGCCGAGCAGUUUUCGGAGUUCAGGCAGCAGUGCGUCACGCCCAGGGGGACCUUCUACUGGCUCGGCCUCCAGUUCGACCCCGCGAAGAAGGCCUGGCUGGAUAUCGCCACCCUGUCGCCCCUUCCUCCGCGCGAUGCCUCGGACGCGAGCGAGCCCCCGUUUCCCUGCGCCACGGCGGGAAACCCCCUCCUUCCAUCGUGGCAUUCAACCAGCUGCGACGCCCUUUCGUGCCCGCUGUGUAACGUCUCCAGUCACGUUGUGCUCCUCCUGCGGGGCCUGUGUAAGGAGUCCAAGUUCGACCGGUCCUUCAGCGCCUACGGCUACCACAAUGGCAAGCCGGCUUUCGAGGGCUUUCAGUGCAGCCGGCUGGUGUGGGACAACGCCACGUGGGUUCUGUCCACUCGCCUGAGCCGGGACACAACGGCGCGGCCGAUCUCCUUGCUGUCCUCGCGGAGCCCGCCCUUCGGCUACAAGCUCUGGAGCAUCGAGGGCGACAACUGCGGCCAGAGCAAGGCGACGCUGCUGCUAACGCCGUGCGCGGAGGGUCAGUUCACCUGCUCCGACUUCGCCUGCAUCCCCAUCGCCCUCCGCUGCGACCGGUCACCCGACUGCGCCGACAGCUCCGACGAACAUAACUGCCAGAAGGUCUUCCUCGGCGAGGGCUACUCGAAAUCCAUCCCUCCGCCGAGUACGAGCGACUCCCAGCCCUUGCACUUGAACGUGACUUUCUCAGUUACGGCCAUUCGAGAGUUCAGUUUGGUGGGCUUCAGGAUGUCACUCGAUGGUGUGUUGCGCUGCACGUGGCGCGACGCGAGGCUCAGCUUCGCCAACUUGCACAGCAAUUCCAUGUUGAAUGAUAUCAAGGUGGGAUGA